AUGGCAACCAGUGCGCCGCUUCUGGCCAAGGAGGGCAAGGGCCACUCCAAGGCCUCGAUCUUCUACGGUGCAGAUGAGUACCUUGAGGAGCUGAAGCGCAAGUACGAAAAUGACCACGAGAUUGCUGCUUUGAAGAAUGCCCUUCCAGGCGAAGGGGACCCCAACGCAGCAGGCGUUGCACCCAGCAACGACAAGAUGCUCUCAGUCCAGAAGAACAACGAGAACCGGA
This is a messenger RNA of Symbiodinium pilosum, 229 nucleotides long. The record is from the annotation of a GenBank genome assembly. Lineage: Eukaryota; Dinophyceae; Suessiales; Symbiodiniaceae.